UUGCGCUUGAAAAGCCGCGACCGUGAAAUGUGCCGAGUGAAAGAUUCGCCACGACGCCCGGUGUUUUCUAAAACAAUGGGCGGCGUUCCCUGAUUUAUUCAUGUUUUGCCGGUUGAUAGCCCCGACUUCGGUUUCACAUGACUUUGUUCGGCUGGCGUACAUGAAGAUAUGUAUGUCUAUAUGCAGCAAAUGUUCCAACAACAUUGGAGCGCAAGUAUGGCACUUGUGUCUCGUUCCUCGAAGAGCUGCAAGGACGAUGAUAUGCCGCCAAAUAACCGUCACGCUAUUUGUACAAAACUUUCUUCACCCCUUGGAAUCGAACGAGCAAUGACAUGCAGUCAUGUUCGUGGGAAAAAAGUUGUUCUGCAUGGAUGUGUUCUAAUGCAAUAAAAGUUCACAUGUGAACGCCCGCAAAGAUAUACCGGUUACUGCCCGCAGCUGAUGUACCGCAUUGGAAACACCUAUUCUAACCUAUCGCACAAGCUUCUAAUUGACCCCACGAUAGCUCACUCGGAAAACCUGAUUCUCUCGAAUCGAUCCAACGAUGAAUAUCAGGUAACACGCCCCACCAUGAAAGAAAUUGAUGCCACCGGAACCAUCGUGCCCCGGCCGGAAGGCGAGGACGCGCGAGAUACCAUCUACCAAAAGCCACUGAUGCCGGGUUACGAGGGAUUCAUACCCCGGGUGCAGGGUAAAUUCGGGCGCCGUUAUGCCGUGACCACCAGCGAGGGCUUGAGCGAAUUUGAACGGGAAUGUCAGCGUGCGAGGGCCCAAACCAAGAGGCUCCGGCAUCGGACGGCCCAGCCGGUGUCCACAAUUUCAGAGUACAGCUUGGGGGAACGGAUGAAGUUCAACAAAAACGACUACCGCUACCCGUUAGAGGCAACCCGUCCGGAUGCGUCCGGUGUGUGCAAAGAAAUACCGGUCGAAAACCUCCCACCACUUCCAAACCUCCCGUACUCCCCGCACGAUUCGCCCCUGUACAUGGACAACGGAAAUCCCGAAAAGUACACCAAAUUAGGCUACACCGGAAACAAACCAUUCCAGUGGCCAAGGUUCGGGGAGCCCAACAUGCAGCUGUCGAAGAAAUCUCUCUGUGACUUUACCAAUAAUUAUCAGCACCGUCGAGCGACCGAAUGGGUUCCGAUUGCUCCGGCCGGAGAAGGCCUUUGCCAGCCACCUUCCGCAGCAAACGAGAUCUACCUCAAGAACACCGGGCUGGUACCGACCUACGAGGGACACAUUCCGGGCGCGAUGUUCAGAUUCGGAAAGACGUUUGGAAAUGAUAGCCGCGAUGCAAAACGAUGCCUUAUGAAAUGCUACAAAGAUUGAGUUUGGUAAAUUUUUGUUUUAACAUUCAUAUUCAAUGUUUUCGAUAAGCAUUUGAAGUUUCGGAAAUAAUAAAAAUUAUUUUAAUAUCA
Uranotaenia lowii is the source of this 1421-nucleotide messenger RNA. Its product is annotated as UPF0605 protein CG18335-like. The transcript is spliced from 6 exons. The record is from RefSeq and is a predicted model, not a curated record. The coding region runs from base 442 to 1332 and encodes 296 amino acids. Lineage: Eukaryota; Metazoa; Arthropoda; Insecta; Diptera; Culicidae.